UGGCGGACUAAACGGCUGUGGCUUACAGGAAAAGUUUAAAAUUGACGCAAAUAUGGAUUCUCAAACAUUCAUUUUUUUGUAAUGCCCACGAAACAAAAGUUGAGGUUGGAGCGACGGAGUGUUAUGUGAAGUGAAGAUUGAAGACGUGAUAGAAGAUGGACGACUACUGCUAUGCUAAGAUGGCGACGUCCGCUAAAAGAGAACAUGAAAGAGAAUCAGCGCCACCAACUUCCAGCAAAUCACCAACGGAGAUAAAGACGAAAGAUGAAGAUGUCCAGCAGCUGAUUGGUCAUCCAGAAGAACUUCCUCUGUCAGGGGGGAGCUCUAUUUUUAAGCACGAGGUUUCUCAGCCCCCCCACUUUAAAAAGGAAAAGAAGGAACUCUGGAUCACUCAGGAGGGAGACUGUCUUCUGGGGUCAAAAGAAGCUGAUCUCACCAAGUUGCCACUGACUGUUGUCUCUGUGAAGACUAAAGAUGAUGAAGAAAAACCACAACUCUUAGCUCCACUAUCAGAUAGUGAGGCUGAAGACGAGGUUGAAGUAACUUUGAGCAGCGAUACAGACUGUGAAGGUGAUAUGAGGACUCACACGGACAACAAACACUCUGAAUGCUCUACAAAGAAGACAGCUAAUAAACGUUUAAGCUGCUCAGUUUGUGCGAAACUCUUUACGCACAUGGGCAAUUUUACAAACCACACGAGAACACACACAGGAGAAAAAACUUUUAAUUGUUCAGUUUGUGCGAAAAUCUUUACGCACAAGGGCAAUUUUACAAACCACAUGAGAACACACACAGGAGAAAAACCUUUUAAUUGUUCAGCUUGUGGUAAAAACUUCACUCAGAGUGCCCAUUUGAUGGAACAUGCGAGAACACACACGGGAGAAAAAAAUUUUGUUGUUCAGUUUGUGGCAAAAGAUGCAAUAACAAAAGCCACUUGACCGAACACAUGGAAACACACACAGGCGAAAAACCAUUUCAUUGUUCAGAUUGUGGUAAAAGCUUCACUAAAAAGUGCAAUUUGACUCAACACAAGAAGGCACACGAGAGAAAAACCAUUUAAUUGCCCAGAUUGCGGUAAAAGCUUUUGUUCCAGAACAGGUUGGACUCUACACACAAUGAAACACAUGUGAAGUUGUUCAGUUUGCAUUAAAUAUUGCUUCAUGAUGACACAAAAGAAAACAUACAGAAGUAAAACCAGUCAUCUGUUAAG
Molecule: messenger RNA, 1210 nt
Organism: Entelurus aequoreus (snake pipefish)
Lineage: Eukaryota; Metazoa; Chordata; Actinopteri; Syngnathiformes; Syngnathidae
Product: oocyte zinc finger protein XlCOF7.1-like
Exons: 2
Coding region: 156-938 (260 amino acids)
Biological process (GO): regulation of transcription by RNA polymerase II
Molecular function (GO): DNA-binding transcription factor activity; RNA polymerase II cis-regulatory region sequence-specific DNA binding
Source: RefSeq, a predicted model, not a curated record